Nomia melanderi (Alkali bee) is the source of this 3496-nucleotide messenger RNA. RefSeq names its product Slowpoke binding protein (gene Slob). Gene Ontology annotation, molecular function: ATP binding; protein serine/threonine kinase activity. Lineage: Eukaryota; Metazoa; Arthropoda; Insecta; Hymenoptera; Halictidae. The record is from RefSeq and is a predicted model, not a curated record. Gene Ontology annotation, biological process: protein phosphorylation. Gene Ontology annotation, cellular component: cytoplasm.
CGACCGAAUUCGUGGUCGCAUUUUUGCAUUCGACUCUUGAAAUAUUUCCAAAGAUAGGUGGGAGCAUUGUUCGAAGACUGCGCGGUGCUGUCGCUCGAGAAGGGUGGUUGGAGCGUUCGAGGCUCGGGUCACAGUACGGAUGAAUCCGUAAAAAACCAUGGAGACGUUAAACUAGGGGUACGAGACGAGACGCGACGCGACGGUAAGAGUUGCGUAGUAAAACGGUGGAUCGAGAUUGCGCACAGGAACACGCGACGAGAGACCGACUAUAUAUCGGCCGUUGAGCCAGCAAUGCGGGAAUGUGUGUCAGGCCGGGCUGGCUUGGAGCUUGAGUCGGCGGUGGUGGUCAGUGUUCGACGGUGUUCCAGUCAGGUUUCGCGGAUAGGUGGUAGCGCGCGCGGUUCGUAGUGUCGCAGUACCGCGCGCACCUCUACCCUUCCCCGAUUACUUUUUUUUCCUAUUCGUUCCAGUUCGUUUUCGCGCGGCCUAUCGCAUCGGCUUGGUACGAUACACCUGACAUAUUCCGGCAGUUUUUUGCCGACACACAGGGGACCACUAUAAACCAUCGUUGCCAGGCUAAUUUCACUGUCGUUCGGCUCGAGGAGAAAUCCAAGAAAGUGGAACAACGGGACCAAUCGAACGAACGAUCGACGAAAACCAGACGGAAGAAGAGGCCAGGCGAUAAAAGCUCGACGUUCCCUCGGAUCAUUGCUCUCUCGAGACUUCGGUUCCGACGAAAGGUGCGACGAAGGAUACCAUGAGCUCGAUAGACCCGUGCCAAGUUCGCAGGAAAACACGCGGAGAAAGAAGAAAAAAGAGAUAGGGGGGAGGGGGGCACGGUGAAGUUUCUCUCCUGGAGAGAAGACCGCAGUCGUCGAACCGUGAACGUCGUUCGCCUGCUCUUCGAACCGUCCAAUUGCGAAUUAUUGGCAACGACUCGACGAAGAAAACUCGCGGACGAAUUGCCGUCUGGUAGUAGUCGAUCAUGUUCAAUCUGUAUCAGAAUUUGAACAAAAGAGACGAGGAUCACAAAGAACCGGACGUUACCGGGCAUGACAGGUUUUGGCAGGAGCGGCCGAGAACGCGGCGGAAACGUCGCGCCGUCAACCGAAGAACCCAGAGUGCCAUCGAACUCGAUUCCGAGGCCAUAGUAUCGGCGCGUGGCACGCUCCGCCGUGGAAGAAGCGCGAGCAUCGAAGAUGAGGAGAGCGACGAAGAGAAGGGCUAUCAGCUGACGAAUAAGAUCGACAAUCUAGCGAAAAUAUUGUUUAGUCGCGUGUCCGCCGCACGAGGUUGCAAAGAAUCGGACGUAAGAAAUGGAAGGCACAGCUACACGGCAUUGGGCCACGGACCAUCGGUUUGCGAGGAUGUCGGCGAGUGCAUGGAAAUGGAGAAAAGAUCUCGAGAUCGUGCUUUAUCAAUUUGCCAGGCUUAUAUCCGAAGAACGCCGCGCUAUAGUCUCGUCAAGCAGCUGAAUAAUCUCGGCUCGAGAGUGGACAAACAUUGGUUCGCGGUGAGGGACGUUUCCCUGAAGACCGAUCGACUGAUCACCUUGGCUCCGUUGAGCAGCAACUGCUCGCUGAUCGUUUCUUCGCUGACAAAGAACAUUUUAAGCGACUUGUUUUUGGCCUUACAACAUCCGUACAUAUGCCCUAUAUUCGACAUUGAUUUUCUCGAAUACGAACGCGAGAAUUACGUGAUCGUGGUUCAGCCGAUCAGUCAAGGUAGCCUGAAAGACUUGAUAUACGGGAUCGAAAGGACCGGCUGGAACGAGGAUUGGAGCCAAAAGUACGCGGCUCGCGGCAAAGGACUUCCCUUGCCUCAGAUUCAGCAAAUGGGCCGCCAAGUGUUGGAAGCGUUGAUAUUUCUAAAGAAAAGGGAGUUCCCGAUGGUGAUGCAUUUACAUUCGGGCAACGUGCUCGUUCAGAACGGCGUUGCUCGACUCGCCGGCCUCGAGAACACGCUCCUCGGUUUCACCAGCCGUAUACAUCCAGUAAUCGCUUCGCGAAUCUCACAGACUACUCCCAUCGACAUCGUGUCCUUCGGUCAUAUGCUAUUUGAAAUGUGCGCCGGUUACGAAUUGCGAUCGUUUAAACCGAAUUCCAUGCAUCUCUCGGAUCUUGAAAUGUAUCCACAAGUGAUCGAGCUACUGAAGUACAUAUUCGGCGAGCCAACUAGUCGGCGAAGAAACAUCGAAGAGCUUCUAGUUCACGACUUGUUCAGAAACAUCGAUCUUCGCGAAAUGCGGUGCGCACCAGUGACGAGUCUCGGGCUUGGACAUGGUCGAUGUCGAUGCUUUGUCUCUGCACAGACCGGACACGGUUUGCGAACAUUCGCUGCUCGACGAAAUCUACAACGAGCUUUCGAACACGGCUGUAUAAUUCCAUGGGAACAAUGUUUUUUUUCGAGACGCGACGAUUCGAUCGGAAAACGCGUAGUCGCUGUUUCUCGAGUAUCUUAUAUACAUAUGUAUAAUAUAUAUUCCUAUCUUUCUGUACCAAGUGCCAAACACAUUCGAGAGUUUCACAUUCGAAUUCUUUACGAUUUCACGGGGCGAGAUAGAUUUAGCAAAGGGAACAUAACGGAACGACGAAACGCAUAGAGCAGGAAAAAUAAAGAUAAGUCGCAUGCGUACGGUCCAUUUUAUUAUUUGAAAUAUUAAAACACACCCAAGACACCCGUAUCUAUGAAAAAUGUAGAGAAUUAUUGUGAAAUAGUACUUUACAGACACAUCCAAGACUCGACAGUUUCUCUUUCUUUUUGUUCGUCGAGUUUUUCUCGCAUGUUUCUACUAUGCUUUUUUACCAGAUUCCGAAGCAGCAGAGACGAUAUUAACGAUAUUAACGAUAUUAACGAUAUUAACGAUAUACAAGGGCAACGCGAAUCGUUCGCUAAAGACAACAAAAGAGAGUCUCGAACAUCUCCCUCCUCCUCCUCCUCCUGCUCGUACUCCGUCUGUCCGUCACCUGCCCCCUCUCCCAACAGCACGAGAGACUCCGCCGGUCGGAACAUGUCCUCCGGUUACAAGACACGAUUUCGAACCGUCGUCACGGAACGGUACCAACGAAAACAACUUCUCGCUGUAUCAAUCGCGUGCUGUGUGUGUGUGUGUGUGUGUGUGUGUUCGUUACGGUUAAAUCCGCAUAUAUCGUCGAUUCUAAAAUACGAACGAGGGUGUCGCUCCAUGCGUGGAAGAUCGGUCGAGGUGCGACACUGGUGUACGUUCAAUCUGGCACGCGUCUAUAUACUAUACACAUUUUAGAUGUUGGGCCGUGGAGGGGCAGUAGUCCAGAUUUUUACUUAAAAUCUGUACCCUGAUUACCAUUGUAUAUUACCAGGGUAAAUACACCCGAAAAGGAAAAUUUCGCCUAUACCCGAAAUGAAAAAAAUAAAAAGACGAUUCGACGGAAAUGCUCGCCGCUUGUUUGAUUUAUCCUAGAAUCGUGUAUGCGUAAACGGGCCUCAAGAUCGGUAGUAAAAAUAGACAUUAUUGCUU